Messenger RNA from Phacochoerus africanus (Common warthog), 2191 nucleotides. Its product is annotated as leukocyte immunoglobulin-like receptor subfamily A member 6. Gene Ontology annotation, molecular function: inhibitory MHC class I receptor activity. The coding region runs from base 262 to 1707 and encodes 481 amino acids. Lineage: Eukaryota; Metazoa; Chordata; Mammalia; Artiodactyla; Suidae. Gene Ontology annotation, biological process: cytokine-mediated signaling pathway. The transcript has 8 exons. The record is from RefSeq and is a predicted model, not a curated record.
GGAGGAGGAAGGAGACCCCAAGGGGAGGCUCUGAGAGGGAGGACACACCCAGGUCACCUGUACCUGGGGGGGCACCAGGUUUGUCAUGGACACAAGCACCAGGCUCCCAGGAAGAGGCAGUUCCCCUUUCUGUGGGGCUGCGGACGUGACAGCCCAGUGACAGGGACCAGCCUCCGAGGGGCCACACCCUGGGCCCUGUCUGUCCUGAGGGCGCCGGGCUCUCCUCCAGCUGCACAGCCUGGACCACGGGGAGGAGACGCCAUGACCCCCACGCUCCCAGCCCUGCUCUGCCUUGGGCUGAGUGUGAGCCUGGGGACCCAGGUGCAGGCAGGGGCCCUCCCCAAACCCACCCUCUGGGCUGAGCCGGGCCCUGUGGUCCCGUGGUAUAGCCCUGUAACCAUCUGGUGUCAGGGGACCCUGGGGGCCCAGGAGUUCCAUCUGGAUAAAGAGGGAAGCCAAACUCUCUGGUACCGACUGAGCCCUAUGGAGGCUGGGGACAAGGCCAAGUUCUCCAUUCAACACAUGACCCAGGCCUACGCAGGGAGGUACCGCUGUUACUAUAUCAGCCCCACUGGCAGGUCAGAGCCCAGUGACACCCUGGAGCUGGUGGUGACAGGAGCCCACAGCAAACCCGCCCUCUCAGCCCUGCCCAGCCCUGUGGUGGCCUCAGGAGGGAACGUGACCCUCCAGUGUGGCUCACAGGACAGAUAUGACAGGUUCAUCCUGACUAAGGAAGGAGAACACAAGUCCUCCUGGACUCUGGACACACAGCAACACCCUAAUAGGCAGACCCGGGCCCUGUUCCCUAUGGGCCCUGUGACCCCCAGCCACAGGGGGACAUUCAGAUGCUAUGGCUCUUUCAGAGACAAACCCCAGGUGUGGUCAGAACCCAGUGACCCCCUGGAGCUCCUGGUGUCAGGGGGCUCUGGGAAGCCCUCCCUCCUAACCCCGCAGGGCCCUGUCAUGGUCUCUGGACAGAGCCUGACCCUCCAGUGUCGCUCUGCCAUCAGCUAUGACAGGUUCGCUCUGGCCAAGGAGGGGGAACAGUACCUCAGCCAGCGCCCUGCCCGGCAGCCCCAGGCUGGGCUCUCUCAGGCCCACUUCCCCCUGGGCCAGGUGAGCGGCCUCCAUGGGGGCCGGUACAGAUGCUACGGUGGACACAACCUCUCCUCCCUGUGGUCGGCCCCCAGUGACCCCCUGGACAUCCUGGUGGCAGGAUGGUUCCCUGCCACACCCUCCCUCUCGGUGCAGCCGGGCCCCUCGGUGGCCGCAGGACAGAACAUGACACUGCUGUGUCGGUCAUGGAGUCCGAUGGACACUUUCCUUCUGUCCAAGGAGGGGGCGGCCCACCCCCCGCUGCGUCUUAGGUCACAGCAUCGAGCUGGGCAGAACCAGGCCCAAUUCUCCAUGGGUCCUGUGACCUCGGCCCACGGGGGCACCUACAGGUGCUACGGCUCACGCAGCAGGGACCCCUACCUACUGUCACAGCCCAGUCACCCCCUGGAGCUCGUGAUCUCAGGACCAGCAGACACCAUCCACCCACCACAAAACCAGCCAGAUCCCACGAGUGCCUCUCCCCCACAAGACUACACAGUGGGGAACCUCGUCCGGAUGGCCGCGGCUGCCCUGAUCCUGCUGGGCCUCGGGAUUCUGCUCUUCCAGGCUCGACACGGCCAUGGAGGAACCCAGGAUGCAGCCAGGAGCUGAGCACAGAGGCCACAGGGCACCAUCCGGAGGGCACAGCCUUGGCAAUGACCUGAUGGGCCCAGGAGGUUCUGGAAGAGAAUCCGCAGUGUUGUGAAAACUGCCUGCUGAGACCAUGGAGGGAGAAACGGGGUGUGGGUGUGGGGGGAGGACUGGGGAGUCCCCGUACAGGGCUCUGCCUCUGUUAAACCGAGGUGCUCUCCUCCUCCACGGAUGCCUCUCCCUGAUGGCCUGUCUUCUCUCACCUGGGACAUGAGGUGCAGCCCAUAUGGCAGGUGUGUGCCCAAACCUGAAACACCUGCGUGCUCUGGUUCAAUUUCAUGGGGGAUAUUUGUCUUUUAAUUUAAUUCCACAUUCCCUGACGUGUACUACUGACCUCCACCUCUGCAGCCAGAAGCAGAAGAUGGUUUAAAGAACUGAACUAGAGAAAAAAUGAUUGAGAGAGAAAAAAAAACGAAUAAAUAAAAAUAAAUAAAAAACUGAACAA